AAUAAAUAAAUAGGAGGAACACGAUGAGGCGAAGUGGCUGUGGUGAAGUGAAACAAAACAAUACAUCGUGUGUUCUGCCCGCCUGUCUCCACAACUGCAAGGCUUGAUAUCCACGACGAUCAUAGACCUAGGCCCCCGCAACCCGUGCAGCCAUGGUGAUCUCCAUACGCGACGCCAUGCUAGCCGGCGGUGUGCAGGGAGGUGGCGGCCGCCAGCAGCUUUACCAGCCGCUCCGCUGCGGCUUGUACGACGACGGCUCGGCCAGGGGCGGCGGCCAAGGCCAAUCCGCUGACGGCCUCGCUGCCGCUCUCUCCGAGGAGGCCGCCGACGCCGUCAGCGUCCCUGCUCAGGGGGCCAAGAAGGUGCUCAUCCUGAUGAGCGACACCGGCGGCGGCCACCGCGCCUCCGCGGAGGCCCUCCGCGACGCCUUCCGCAUCGAGUUCGGCGACGCCUACCAGGUGUUGGUGAUGGAUCUGGGGAAGGAGUACGGGGGCUGGCCGCUGAACGACAUGGAGCGCUCGUACAAGUUCAUGGUUCGCCACGCGCGCCUCUGGAAGGUGGCCUUCCACGGCACCUCCCCGCGGUGGGUGCACGGCAUGUACCUCGCCGCGCUCGCCUACCUCUACGCGAACGAGGUGGUGGCGGGGCUGAUGAAGUACAAGCCGGACAUGAUCAUCAGCGUGCACCCGCUGAUGCAGCACAUCCCGCUGUGGGUUCUCAAGUGGCAGAGCCGCCUGCAGCGCAAGGUGCCCUUCUUCACCGUCGUCACCGACCUCAGCACCUGCCACCCGACAUGGUUCCACUACGGCGUCACAAGGUGUUACUGCCCCUCCGCCGAGGUCGCCAACAGGGCCCUGCUCCGGGGCCUCCAGACCUCCCAAGUUCGCGUCUUCGGGCUGCCGGUCAGGCCCUCCUUCUGCCGUGCCGAGCUCGACAAGGAUGAGAUGAGGAAAGAGCUUGAGCUGGAUCCUGACCUGCCUGCCGUUCUCCUGAUGGGAGGCGGCGAGGGUAUGGGUCCGGUGGAGGAGACAGCGAGGGCCCUCGGCGAGGAGCUCUACGACGACGAGAGACGGCGCCCGAUCGGGCAGAUCGUGGUCAUCUGCGGCAGGAACCGGGUUCUGCGGUCCUCCCUGCAGUCCCUGAAAUGGAAGGUCCCUAUCAAGAUAAGGGGGUUUGAAAAGCAGAUGGAGAGGUGGAUGGGGGCCUGCGACUGCAUCAUCACAAAGGCUGGUCCCGGCACAAUUGCAGAAGCGUUGAUAAGGGGACUUCCAAUCAUCCUGAACGGUUUCAUCCCUGGACAGGUCGGUGCUUGUCCUUGUUUCGCCAUCGAAGUAGGAAAUGUGCCUUACGUGGUGGACAAUGGUGCUGGUGUGUUCUCCAAGGAUCCAAGGAAAGCUGCAAAUCAGGUUGCCCGAUGGUUUAGUGUAGAUGUGGAUGCGCUAAAGAGAUACUCCCAUAAUGCGCUGAAGCUAGCCCAACCUGAAGCCGUGUUUGACAUUGUCAAGGACAUCCACAAACUCCAGCAACAAUCCGCUGCGGUUACCCGGAUCCCCUACUUCUUGACUUCGUCAUUUUCGUAUCAUAUGUGAAUUGAAGAAUACUGUUACAAUUACAUAUUCUCCAUGCUGGAUAUACCUUGCAACUUCGAUCUGCCUGCUGAUGAAGAACCUGUAUAAAUAGGGUUGAUAUUCCUUGGAGUAGAUCUUUUGUUCCAUUUCCAUACACUACUACAAAAAAUGAUUUGUACCAAUGCUCCGACACUA
Panicum virgatum (switchgrass) is the source of this 1763-nucleotide messenger RNA. RefSeq names its product probable monogalactosyldiacylglycerol synthase 2, chloroplastic. Gene Ontology annotation, biological process: glycolipid biosynthetic process. Gene Ontology annotation, molecular function: hexosyltransferase activity. The record is from RefSeq and is a predicted model, not a curated record. The transcript is spliced from 7 exons. The coding region runs from base 153 to 1589 and encodes 478 amino acids. NCBI's taxonomy places the organism in Eukaryota, Viridiplantae, Streptophyta, Magnoliopsida, Poales, Poaceae.